Molecule: messenger RNA, 3438 nt
Organism: Paramormyrops kingsleyae
Lineage: Eukaryota; Metazoa; Chordata; Actinopteri; Osteoglossiformes; Mormyridae
Source: RefSeq, a predicted model, not a curated record
UCAAAAACUGUGGGUGAAAAAUCUUGAAUGUCAGCCUCGGAUUUUUCAAUUUGACGCUUCUCGGACAAUGGUUUUUAUCGUUUGUCAGAUUGUGUGUGGGCCCACGGUAUUAAAAUCUUGGCAGGGCAUCAAUAUACCGAGUAAUAUAUAUUACCCUUCGCGAGCUGUUUGAGAACUUUUCUAGUUUUAGUAGCCUAUAUCUCUGUUGCCGUUCGUCUUUUCACUAAAAAUAUAAAAUAUAAAAUCCCCUACUCACCAAUAUUUUAGAAGUUUGAAUCAUGUAAAACAAUUUAUUAAUUUUAAGUGGCCUUAAAUGUCGUUUUCCCCGUAAUGACUACCUCGAAAAAUGUACCUGUUUGAUCACACCAGAACUCUAAUCUUUCGAAUACUCUUUAAACUAACAAAUUCGGUAUGUACCCUGCAGUGAACGGGAACACGCUGGUAUUGGAGUAACCCUGUUAUAGAACAGCCAUUUCACCGCGCUACUAGAAAAUAGAACCUGAAUUAGUUAGCAAUGCAAGUGUUUAAAGUCUGAAACGGUAACGUUUUCAAUGGGUGUGUGUGUGUGUGUGUGUGUGUGUGUUUCCCUUAAGUGGAAUUUGGCAAAAAUCCGGAAGAAUGAGUCGGUGCACGCAAGGUGUUUAUUUUGGUUCAUUUCACGUGCGUAUAGCGACAGAAACAGCUCCGCGCUCUGACCAAAUUCCGCCUGCUCCGCUCCUCGCUCACGCUCCGCUCACAUGCUCUGGUCAACAUACUAUGGUCUGUUUAGAGAUCAUCAAAAGGGAAAGAUUGUGGGAGGAAAUGCCUGCCUACAUGAGGAAUGAAAACACACACACACACACACACGGUUAGGGAUGGAACUAAUCACACAUCCCAGAAGUGUUGGCCUGCACAUUUACCACUGUACCACUCUGUACAUCUUUUUUUUUGUAAAAGAUUGUCUUGGUACACUGCAUGUGUGCGGACAUAAAGGAAUACACCAGCAACUUUGCUUUCUCAUUUGUCUACAGGAGAGACAAGUGGAGGAUGUGCAGGAGAGUGGGCCUCAUAUUCUUGCUGGCUGCAGUGGCCCUAACAAUAUUCCAGAGGAGCCGCAGUAACACGUACUUUCACAAGAGCCAGCAAACUCAGCAGCAGUUUGGGCUUCAUGGAAGCUCUCAGAGAAGGUCUCUCCGUUUUGUACCUGAGUUAUUAUGGAAUUGGGGUAGAGUAAAUUCAGUGGCUGCUACUGAGGAGUCUAGUGUGUCUGGGAGAGAUGUAAGGAGAACCUGGGACAUCACCAUUAACAACUGCAGCGCUAAUUAUAAUCUUUCAAAGUUUCAGUGGUUUAUGGAGUUGGAAAAUAACUUUAAGCAGUUCCUGCUCUACAGACACUGCAGGCAUUUCCCCAUGAUUAUCAACCAGCCGGAAAAAUGUAAAGGAGAGAUCUACCUGCUAAUUGUGGUUAAAUCCAUUAUAACGCAGCAUGAUCGCAGGGAGGUCAUCCGGAAAACUUGGGGGAGAGAGCAGGAAAUUGACGGCAAGAAAAUUAAAACAGUCUUCCUUCUGGGGACUUCAUCCAAUGAGGCAGAAAAAGCCAAUCAUCAGAAACUGCUGGAAUAUGAAAAUUAUAUCUAUGGGGACAUACUCCAGUGGGAUUUCAUGGAUAGCUUUUUCAACCUCACCCUGAAAGAAAUCCACUUUCUUAAGUGGUUUUCCAUGUACUGCACUAAGGUGCAUUACAUUUUCAAGGGGGAUGAUGAUGUGUUUGUUGGUGUGAGGAAUGUUUUGGAGUUUCUGGGAAGCAUGAACAUCAAAAACCUCUUUGCAGGAGAUGUUAUUUUGAAGGCCAAGCCCAUUAGAAAGAAAGAGAACAAAUAUUACAUCCCUGUGGCGUUGUAUGACAAGACUCUUUACCCAGCAUAUGCUGGAGGGGGUGGGUUCUUGAUGGAUGGCCCACUGGCCCGGAAACUGUAUGGUGCCUGCGAAACUUUGGACCUGUUCCCCAUUGACGAUGUCUUUCUGGGCAUGUGCCUGCAAGUGCUGCAGGUCGCACCCAUAAAGCAUAAUGCCUUCAAAACCUUUGGGCUUGUGCACGACAAGAAAAGCAAACUUAAUAGAGAACCAUGCUUCUUCAAAGACAUGAUGGUGGUGCACAAGUUACUUCCCCAGGAUCUCCUCCAGAUGUGGGAAAUGGUUAAUUCUCACCGUAUCUGCUCACAGAAUGUAAAUUUCUCAUGAUGUGGGAGACCAUAAGACUUUAAGUACACAUUGGGGUGAGGGAACAGAAAGAGACUUGCUAUUUGAGAAGUAUUUUUGGGAGAAAUCAGAAUAUGGAUGAAAUUAGGUCAGAUGAAAAUCUCUGGCUAUUUUCUUUGGAGCAGUAAUAUUUCCAUAACUUAUGUCUUACUUUCUGGAAUCAGUAAAUCUAAUUGAACUAAUUCACUGAAUGUCUUCUCCAUUUUUGAUCUGUCAAAAUCUUUUGUGCCCAAUUAAAUUGAUACAUAUAGUAAUUGUUUUUAAUACUUUGAAUGUUUAAGAAUGUAGAUGUUAGUGUAUACACUUGGAUUUGCAUUGAAGCUGACUUGAUCCUGUGAUGAAAUGUAAAGGCUUUACAUUUAUAUAGUUAAUUGUACAUUAAGGGUCACAGCAUCAUCCAGGAGACUGAGGUACCAACUAAUCAUUGAGUAUCAGUUACUCCUCAGUAAUAGAAACAAGGUGGUAAGUUGUGUAAGUGACUGACUUAUUUAAUAUCAGCGUUCCUUAAAACUAGAUUUCUUUCCUAACAAAAACAACGUGUUUAAAACUGCUGUGAAAUUGUGAAUGGUUUACAUCUGGAUCAUGAGAUCAAGUAACUAAGCAAGUGUUUUUUUUUUGUUUCUUUUAAAAGUGCCUCUACCUCAUUAAUUUAAAAAACUUUUAUUACAGUUUUUUGUAGGCCUAAUUAUUUAUGCUGCUGAAAAUCGAUUUUGAAUUACACCUGAUAACUUAUCUAAGUUUCCUUCUGCGCUCUAAUUUCUCCAAACUGUGGUAUAUAAAAGCUCCCAAGCUAUCUGGGGAGAGUUGUGUAUUUAUUUGGGAUGUUAGACUUAAAAUUUACAUGCUGAAAUUAUGCACAAGGGGGGAAAAAGGUUUACAUUAAAUAUAAAAUGAACUGUGAAUUGAAACAAAUUGCUGUUGGUACAUGUAUGAAUCUCCUUCAUUUGACAAAAUUGGAGAAAGACUUUAAUAUAUUUAAGCAAAUAAGAUGUGAAAACUAAUACAAAUUGUGCAGGGUGGUUGUGAAUGCUGCUACAUAAUGCAAGGUAUAUGGGGAAUUUUUUUUAAUUAAUUAAUUCAUUCAUUCAUUCAUUCAUUGUAAAUAAAAAUGACAUUUAUUCAGUUUUGUGUACUGAGGCUGAAAUAUUUAUUCUGUUUCUUGAGAUAUUAAAAUACGUAUGUGGAACGUGUCAAUCAUGA